Molecule: messenger RNA, 2277 nt
Organism: Blumeria graminis f. sp. triticale
Lineage: Eukaryota; Fungi; Ascomycota; Leotiomycetes; Helotiales; Erysiphaceae
Source: the annotation of a GenBank genome assembly
AUGCACCCGAACUACUACUAUCAUCUGAAAUUCGAACUAUAUCAAUUUAAUUCCUCCUCGGAUAAAGCAGAGAGUAUAGAAAAGAAAAAAAAAGACUGUGAAAAAGGCCUAUGGAUACCUCCGUCAAGUAGUGACAUUUUCAACUCAGUGAACUGGCCUGGAAAAGAUUGGGAACAUACCUUGUCAAAUCUCAAAGCUGAGAAAGUAAUAGAGUGUGACAGCCCGCUUGGUACGGUUAAGAAAAAUAAUAAAGUCUCAGGAAUAAUUUACUAUCGAAAUUCAUUUCAUGGGAGAGAUAAGGAAGAAAAAUUAGGUACAUUUGAUAGUAAAUGGAACAAUAGUCCUGGAUCUAGAUUGAAUCCUAGAAACACUGUUAAAGAUUGUGGCCCUAAUAGAGCUGGAAAGAUAGAAAACAAAGCUGCCAAAAUUAAAGCUACCGAAAGCGUAAAAACAUAUUCCAAAAAUUGUUUACAAUCUUUAGAACAAGAGUCGACGAAGAGAAGGUUUUCACUAGCGAAAAAAGACUGGAGAUUCGGACUAGUCGUGAUAGUCAGCAUAGAUGAAGGAAUGACCUCCUAUACGAAAGAUAUGAAUAACUCUGUUAAGAAUGGGACCGGAAAACAUAACCGUCUAGAUUAUGAAAGGGGAAUAACGGAUAGCUUAUCAACUGAAGAUGAUCGUAUGAGAGCUGUUAAGGCAAAUUUGGAGCUGAUUCAGGGGAAAGAUACAAAAAUGGGAUGGGGAAUAGUACAUUUCUACCGAGAAGGUGAUGAGACGCCAUUAUCUGAAUUUAAGAGAGAUGAUCUAGAGGCAGAAAAGAAGCAGUGUACUACUCUUUGUAUACCCGCGGUACCAAGUUAUCUUACGGCUUCAUAUUUUCUUGAUUGGGUUGGGGAGAAAACGAGAGAACAAGUCAGUCAUUUUCGAAUGGUGAUGACGGGAGAAUUAACUAGAUAUCUGGCACUAAUGAAAUUCCGCGAUGAAAAGGCCGCAAGAUUGUGGAAAGAAGAAUGGGAUGGAAAAUUAUUUAAAAAUACGGAGCCAGAAAUAUGCCACGUCGUUUUCAUCAAAAGUAUAACCUUUAACGCACCACCAGUCGAUAUUGCCACCCAAUCAUCUGCCAGUUUUCCAUUUUCGACUCAUGACUCUUUUACGCCUUCUAGUAUAAUAAAACCAACAGCUUCUUUAAUUGAACUUCCGACUUGUCCCGUCUGCUUGGAGCGUAUGGAUGAGACAUCCGGCCUCCUCACCAUACUAUGUCAACACAUGUUUCAUUGUGCCUGCCUUUUGAAAUGGAAAGAUUCAUCUUGCCCUGUUUGUAGGCAUACGAAUUCGUCUCAAAAAUUUAGCCAAGAAAUGCCUUUUGGCUCAGGAAAAGCGUCACUCUGCAGUACAUGUGACUGCGAUGAUGAUCUCUGGAUAUGUCUUAUCUGCGGAAAUGUUGGUUGUGGACGCUAUAAAGGUGGCCAUGCCAAGGAACAUUGGAAGGCCAGCUCGCACUGUUUUGCUCUAGAAAUUGAGACACAGCACGUAUGGGACUACGCCGAUGAUGUAUGGGUUCAUCGACUAAUCCGUGAUAAAGGCGACAGCAGUAAGAUUAUUGAGCUACCUAGCCAUACCAGCGGUAAUAUGAUUGAUUCUCAUCGUAGUCUUAGCGAGCAAGAUAUGGUACCGCGCAGUAAACUGGAUGUUCUUGGCAUAGAAUAUACACAUCUUCUUACAUCCCAACUUGACUCUCAACGGAAUUACUAUGAAGCACUUGUCAACGAAGCCACUUCUAAGGCUACUUCUGCCUGUUUAGCAGAAACUUCGGCGACCAAGGCGGCAUCUGAAGCUCUUGCAAAAUUACGCUCGCUAGAAGAUGACUAUGCUACUAUUCAGUCUAAUCUAGCAGCCCAAAGUCGCGACCUUGAGCGAGAAAAGCGCAAAGCUGACAAAAGUGCUGAAAUGGCCCGUGAAUUUAGUAAUAGUCUUGUUGAAGAGCGGCGUGUAAGUGAGGGUCUUAUGAAGCGAAUUGAACAUCUAAAUUCGAAGCUGGCAAGCACUACACUAGAGCAAGAGGUCCUUAAAUCAGAGAUCUGUGAGCUACAGAGCACGAACCACGAUCUUCUAUUUAAUCUAAGCGUAGGCGAAAAAAUGCGAGCCAUGGAGGCCAGUGGAGAAGCUGGCUUAGCCAAAGGAGAACUAGAGGCAGGCAUUGUCUGCCUACCAGAUCCACAGCCGGAAGAAGUAGAAAAAAGACGUCGAAAAUCACGCGGCAAAGGAAAGAAGAAAUAG